AUGGCUAUGGAGUUCCUCAAUUAAUUCAUUCUUUCUUUUCCAACCAAAACCAGUUAACCAACUCUCCUUUUCUCCCCCAAGAAUAUUCAACCAAAAAAAAAAACCUCCAUUCUUUCUCUUCUUUCUGUUUGAUACUUGGUUGGUAGGGUCAGGACCUUUCUCGCUGAGGGCAUCCGAUUUUAAAGUCCAUUCUUAUUCGUAAACCGAAAAUAUACCAUUUCCCAGCAUUGCAAGAAAUCAUGGUCGUUCUACCAAUAAAGAGAGAAAGAGAAGGAGAAUUUCGAACCAAUAUAACAACAAUGGCAAAUUACUUGAUGCUUUUUUCUAGCCAAGAAAAUCAUUUUGACACAAUCAACAAUUCUCCUAGUCGAGUUUUCGAGUGCAAAACUUGCAAUAGACAAUUUUCUUCAUUCCAAGCUCUUGGAGGUCAUAGAGCAAGUCAUAAGAAGCCAAGAUUAAUGGGAGAAUUGAAUUUUCAUCAGUUGCCAACAUCUCCACCUAAACCAAAAACACAUGAGUGUUCAAUAUGUGGGGUUGAGUUUCCUAUAGGUCAAGCUUUAGGUGGGCAUAUGAGAAGGCAUAGAGGUAUGACAAAUGAAAAUAGUAUUCAAGUUCCUAAUCAUGUUGUAAAGAAAUCAAAUAAUAGUCGAAGAGUUUUAUGUUUGGAUUUGAACUUGACGCCAUUGGAGAAUGAUUUAGAGUUCAAGUUGGGAAAGUCAGCUCCUGUAGUUGAUUGCUUCUUGUGAUUA
Nicotiana tabacum (common tobacco) is the source of this 749-nucleotide messenger RNA. Its product is annotated as zinc finger protein ZAT11-like. The record is from RefSeq and is a predicted model, not a curated record. NCBI's taxonomy places the organism in Eukaryota, Viridiplantae, Streptophyta, Magnoliopsida, Solanales, Solanaceae.